Messenger RNA from Vigna angularis (adzuki bean), 1530 nucleotides. Its product is annotated as probable prolyl 4-hydroxylase 3. Bases 196 to 1056 code for a protein of 286 amino acids. The record is from RefSeq and is a predicted model, not a curated record. Gene Ontology annotation, cellular component: endoplasmic reticulum. Gene Ontology annotation, molecular function: procollagen-proline 4-dioxygenase activity; iron ion binding; L-ascorbic acid binding. Gene Ontology annotation, biological process: peptidyl-proline hydroxylation to 4-hydroxy-L-proline. Lineage: Eukaryota; Viridiplantae; Streptophyta; Magnoliopsida; Fabales; Fabaceae. The transcript has 8 exons.
AUUUGCAUUUUAAAAUUUGUUUAUAAAGAUAGAGGGCGCAGUUGUUAGAAAUAUUUUCGCGUGUAAGGAAUAAUUGCUGGAGUCAACUAAAUGGUGACAACAUUCUGAGGACUAAUUUGUUUAAGUAGGACUGAGUAAAUCUACAUUCAUUGUUAGGGUUCUGGAACAGAUUCCGUUCACCGUUAUUGCAAGCAGAUGGCGAAGGGAAAACAUGCGCAUACCCGUGCACAGGGGAAGAAGUGGUCAACAUUUUCACUAUUUUUGUGGAUGUUUUUCUUCCUCACUCUUAUCCUUGUUGUGCUCUUCGUUCUCGGCAUUGUUUAUAUUCCGACUACCGAUGACGAUUUUCCAACCGCGGAUCUCGCAGCCUUCAGGCGCAAGACCUCUCAAAGUUUGGAGGAAAAACCGGAGCAGUGGACUGAAAUUCUCUCCUGGGAGCCAAGAGCGUUUAUCUAUCACAAUUUUCUGUCGAAAGAAGAAUGUGAGUACUUGAUUGAACUUGCCAAACCUUACAUGGUAAAGUCAAGUGUUGUUGAUAGCAAGACUGGGAAGAGUACAGAAAGCAGGGUUCGAACUAGUUCAGGAAUGUUUCUGAAGAGAGGAAGGGACAAAGUUGUUCAAGAUAUAGAGAAAAGAAUUGCUGACUAUACCUUUAUACCUGUAGAAAAUGGAGAAGGACUUCAAAUUCUUCAUUACGAAGUAGGGCAAAAAUACGAGCCUCACUAUGAUUACUUCCUUGAUGAGUUCAACACUAAGAAUGGAGGCCAACGUAUUGCUACAGUUCUUAUGUACCUUUCAGAUGUUGAAGAAGGUGGUGAGACUGUAUUUCCUGCAGCAACUACAAAUUUUAGCUCUGUGCCAUGGUGGAAUGAUUUAUCCCAAUGUGCAAGAAAGGGUCUGUCCGUGAAACCAAAAAGGGGUGACGCUCUGCUAUUUUGGAGCAUGAGGCCUGAUGCCUCAUUAGAUCCAUCUAGUUUACAUGGUGGUUGUCCAGUAAUUAAAGGAAAUAAAUGGUCCUCGACAAAGUGGAUGCAUCUCCAUGAGUACAAGGUUUAAGCCAUCGUCUUUGCAGGAUUAAUGUGGUAUACUGAGUAAUUCAUCGCUUUUUUGGACUGGAGAAACACAGGGUCAAUGCAUUCAUAUUAACCUCUUAUACCUGGUGAUGUUUUCCUUUGCUCAGGUGCGCCAGUUUUCUUCACAUGUAUAAUACAAUCAUUUGCUUUUUCUUUCCCAUGGGUAGAUAAUUUGGCGCUGCCAAGGGAAAAAAGAGUGCUUAUGAUUAAUGAUUCGAGUUACAAUUUUUAUAGUUUUAAUAGAGUUUUCGAAGGGAAGAUGUCUCUAGGUAAGAGGCUCACUAGGGAGUGAUGUGUGGAAUACAAGUAGAGAUAAUUUUGUAAUUUAAUAUAGUGAAAGGAUAGUAUAUUGGUCAUAGAGAAGUUUUUGAGAAUGUGACGUGUUUCAAAGAAUAAAAAAGAACACAUUUGGAGAAGAAACAAAGUAUAGUUUGUAAAAAAGUUUAUUUUUCCUGCA